AUGGAAAGGACCAAUUGGACCAGUGUUUCCUAUUUCAUUCUCCUAGGCAUCUCCACCCAGUCUGAAGAGCAGAUCCCUCUCUUUGUUCUCUUCCUCUCCAUGUACAUUAUUAAUGUGUCUGGAAACCUGGUCAUUAUUGUGCUGACCAUCUCCACAACUCACCUCCACACCCCCAUGUAUUUCCUCCUCAGCAACUUGUCCUUGGCUGACAUUGGCUUCACCUCCACUAUUGUCCCCAACAUGCUAUUAAACAUCUUCUCAGAUACAAAGACCAUCUCCUACACUGGCUGCCUGACUCAAGUGUACUUCUUCAUAAGCUUUGCUGCUAUGGAAAAUUUCCUUCUGGCAGUGAUGGCAUAUGAUAGAUAUGUUGCCAUCUGUCAUCCUUUCCACUACCCUGUGGUAGUGACCAGGAGACUGUGUGCUCAGAUGUCAGUCUCUUGCUUUACUCUGUCCCACCUCCAUGCCCUGCUACAUACUCUGCUCAUGACCAGAUUGUCCUUCUGUGCUGACAACCAAAUCCAUCACUUCUUCUGUGACCUCUAUCCCCUGAUGAAAAUCUCUUGCUCCAGCACCUACAUCAAUACUCUGGUAAUUCAAACAGAAGGAGUUGUCAUCAUCAAUGGGGCUCUGACCUUUAUCAUCAUCUCUUAUGCCUACAUCAUCUCAGCUAUCCUCAAGGUUCCUUCAGCCAUCGGUAAGAGGAAAGCCUUCUCUACCUGUGGAUCACACCUAACGGUAGUGGCUAUAUUCUAUGGGACACUGACUUGGGUCUAUUUUCGACCUUUGUCCAGUUAUUCAGUGGCAAUGGGACGCAUCAUGACAGUUAUGUACACUGUCCUGACUCCCAUGCUAAACCCUUUCAUUUAUAGUUUGAGGAACAGUGAUAUGAAGGCUGCCUUCAGGAAAUGUCUGACCAGGAUAUGGUAUUCAAGUCUCAAAUAA
This is a messenger RNA of Gracilinanus agilis (Agile Gracile Mouse Opossum), 945 nucleotides long. Its product is annotated as olfactory receptor 1Q1-like. The record is from RefSeq and is a predicted model, not a curated record. NCBI's taxonomy places the organism in Eukaryota, Metazoa, Chordata, Mammalia, Didelphimorphia, Didelphidae. Gene Ontology annotation, biological process: G protein-coupled receptor signaling pathway. The transcript has a single exon. The coding region runs from base 1 to 945 and encodes 314 amino acids. Gene Ontology annotation, molecular function: olfactory receptor activity; G protein-coupled receptor activity. Gene Ontology annotation, cellular component: membrane.